UGAUCAAGAAACCGACUAUUUCUAGCACCAAGUGCUGCACGAAUUUAGAUAAAAUAAUAAUUAAUGAGGAAAACAAUUAACCACAGUAUAGUAUUUGGAAGCACCAUAAAGCACCAUUGAUGUAUACUGCGUCAGUGCACCAAUAAUGAGCUUCAAAAAUAGGCAGGACAAGAAAGUCGCGUGCCGAUGACGUAGCAAAUGCGAGACGCUUGCGUCGGACAUUCAUUAUUUCGAGUCUCGUUUUGCUUUGAUGUUAAUUAAUAGGGAAGUAAUUGGCACCAGCGAUUGCGGCUGAUGACGUCAUCAUUUAACGCGUGUUUUCGAUUUGACUUCAAUUUUUUAUUUAGUUUAAAAAGCUACGAACUUCCGCGUACGGGGUAUAUUGCCGUCGGCCAGACAAAUAAUAAAUCCGAUCAACACAGGUCAGAAAAAUGACACGUUUAUAUAAUGUGAGCAUAAGCAUAAACAUUUGUUGUUUUGAAUGGUUAAGAACGAACCGGUUGCAUCAGGUUAAUUCUUUUUAAUGUAAUCUUAUUUUCAUUGAUCAAGGUGUGAGGGAUAUUGGUGAUUUGUGUAAUGGUGUGUCAGGUGUAACUCAGUUUUUGCUGCUGUAUACUCGAAACGAACUAUGUUGGGAAGAAAAAUGCUGAAACUCCCAUGGCGAAUUUAUAAGGAGGCGGUCUUCAUAUAUUUACUGAUCUUACUAAAAGUGCAUGCGAGGCCGUUACGAGAGUUUUCGGGUUCAAAUCCCGGUGAUACGGAGUGGUCGACAGUUGCAACUAAUUUGACAGAAACUGAAACGAUUACAGCUUCGAGACCCAUCGUUAUCAACGCGCCUUGCCCCCAGGAAUGUUUCUGCUUCUUAGAAUCCUUAGCCCAUUGCAGUAGGGCGAACCUUACACGUAUACCAUGCGAGCAGCGAGAAAGUGGAAUUAUAGUCCUGUCCAAGUUCCCACACACAGUCAAGGAGUUGCAUUUCAGCAACAACCUGAUAUCUCGGUUGAGCGCGAAUUGCUUUCUUGCAAGCGGUAGUCAAUACCAGACCUUGUAUUUACAGAACAAUCAAAUAGAAUCCAUCGACCACAAUGCGUUUCAAGGCAUGAAUCGGCUCAAGUUUAUAGACCUGCGUAGCAACAAUGUGUCGUCUGUAGUUCACGGUCGCAGCAAUUUGCAGCAAUCAGUUUUUACCGGGCUGGAAGGGAGUUUACAAUCUCUUCAGCUCUCGCGUAAUAAGAUUCGUAACAUUCCAAGACAAAGUUUCGCCAAUUUUUUACGACUUGAAGUGCUGGAAUUAAGUUCGAACGAAAUAGAAUGGAUAGCGGUAAACGCCUUUCAGGACUUAACAGCCUUGAGAAUUCUACGCUUGAGAAACAACCCGUUAAAUCAAAUCACAUUGGGUAAUAUGGAUCAAAUCAUAGGCUACUUCAGUAGGCCAAUGUCAACACAGAAUGUUUACCAAGACCUGUAUUAUUCCAAUUCAUAUACAGACGAAACAAACACAAUACAAAAUAACACUAGCCCAGAACAAAAUUUAAACUCGGGCGAAGAAUCGUUGAAGACGCUGGACUUAGGACAACUCGGAUUGAGUGAAACACCCGGCACUCUCCCUGGUUCCUUAGUAACGCUGUGGCUUGACGGGAAUCGAAUCGAAAGGAUUUCGAAGGAAGCUUUCUCCAGGACAAAACAAUUAAACAUUUUACAUCUCGCACGCAACGGGUUGUACGAGAUUGAACAAAUGGCCUUCCGUGACUUAAACAAAUUGUCGAUUUUCGAUUUGUCGAAUAACCGGCUGGCAAAUUUGUCUAGCGAUGUUUUUUACGGGCUCGGUAUGUUGGUCAGAUUAAGAUUGCACAAAAAUCGUCAACUCACGGAGCUGCCAGAAAAAGUGUUUCGAGAUUCCCCGCAUUUGCAAAUACUUAACUUGCACGACUGCGCGUUGCGAAGUUUACCCAAUGGGCCAUGGAUGCAUCGCUUGUACGCAUUGACACUUUAUGGCAAUCCGUUGCACUGCACAUGCCAAACUGCUGGGCCAGUGGUUACGAGAUUACAUUACAGAAACGAAAAAAACACAUACACAACGAAACUCCUUGUGUUAGACCCUUACAGAAUGAAUAUACUGGAUGACCAAGACAGUUGGGUGGACCAAAGGCAGGAAGACGCAACAUGCCACAGCCCGCCGCAGUUUGCUGGUCGAAGAUUUGUGGAUAUUCGAAUGCAGGAAUUAGAAUGCUCUCCAUCGGAUUGGCUCCGUAUAACGAUCGAUAGGCGUCUGACACAAUAUGUAAAUGAAUACGAGGCAGGAGAUUUAGAUUACGAUGCAGACAUGAAUCUGGAAAACCUUACAAGUCAGUUGUCAUCCGCCAACUUUGAAAGCCAAGUACUAACAGAACUUAUGGAAAAAGAAAGAACGCUUACCCGUCGUGAAUCUGUAAGCGAUUUAUUGAACGACUAUUUAUUCCCGGAAGGAACGCAGAUAUUUAACGAAAGCCUUGUAACGGAUAGUAUUUAUGGUCUAAAUGGUGAAGAUAUAACAAGUGAAAGUUUGAUGCCGGAACCUGAAACAGAUGAAACAGCUGGGACACAGACCGAAUCGGAUGAUAUUAGAAUUAGAAGCUCAGUUCAACGCACAGAUACCGAAGUAGUUUCUGAACCUGUGUCAUCUAGUGAAGAAACUACAGGUAUGGACGGUUUAAUUGACGGAGAAAAGGAAACGCGUUGGAUGAUCGAACUGCCUUCGUCAGCAGAAGAAAGUAUUUUGGACGCCGGAAGAAUAGACGGUUCUGGAAGUCAGAGUUCCGAGCAGAUAACCGAGUACGCGGAGCAGACACCCGAAUACUUGGAGCAGACGCCCGAAUACUCGGAGCGGACACCUAAACACUCGGAGCAGACACCCGAAUACUCGGAGCCCACGCCCGAAUAUCCUAUUUAUCAGCCAAACUAUGAUGAAGUGAUGUACUCGGGUGAUGUCACUGCCCCAUCAUUUGAAGAAGAAGUUACGUCAUGGAUGGAACAGGACAAUGCUGCCAUCUACCGGUCGUUACUUGAAGGCGUAGAUAUGGUUCGUGAGUAUGAAGAAUAUAAUCAUGACGAUCAAAUUGACGGUAUUAAUACUGACAGUGACAACUUUUUCGUGCAAAUGUCCGAUUCAACGACAGAAGAUUACGAUUAUAUUUGAUCUGUACCUUUAUUUUUGUACUAUAGUAGGGUGGGGUAAGAUGGGACUUUUUUAUCAUUUUCUUUUAGUGUUCGAUUUUGUAGUAAACAAAAAAAUAUUUACAGAAUUAUAUAACCGAAUCCUAACAAUUCUAAUAGAACAUUGUUAAUUGAUAAAUACACGAUCAGGAAAUAUUAGAUUUAGGUGCUUAAGAUCCUAUCUUACCCCACCCCAUAGGCUACUAUAAUUCUUUUUAUCUUCAUAUUUAUUGGGCGUUAAAACUACUUAAGUGGUUGGGACAGUCAUCUCUUUUUAUUCCUGAACGCUUUAAGGUAUAUUAGUAAAUUAUUUACUUUCUGUAUUAUGAUUUUCUGAUAACGUGUUUGUAUUAUUGACGUGUUUAAACUUCAAAUAUAUGAUUUUGUUUUACUCGUUUAAAAAAAAUAUGUUUACAAGAAAAACUUUUUAAAUAAGACGACAUCACGCAACUAU
Messenger RNA from Ciona intestinalis (vase tunicate), 3646 nucleotides. RefSeq lists its product as uncharacterized. The record is from RefSeq and is a predicted model, not a curated record. NCBI's taxonomy places the organism in Eukaryota, Metazoa, Chordata, Ascidiacea, Phlebobranchia, Cionidae. Gene Ontology annotation, cellular component: plasma membrane. Gene Ontology annotation, molecular function: protein binding.